UCUCUUCUUCACUUGCAGCAAUGUCAUAAUGGAGCCAAUGACCAUGUUGGUAUUGGCCUUCCAGCUGCUGGCGCUCUUCUCGAUAGCCGGCGCGCUGUUGAUCUAUUUGAUAUGCAAGGUGCGCGAGGAGAGCCAGGUGGGGCACGGCGAGGUGCCCGCCAGCCGCGUGGUGCUGGUGACGAGCGCCGACACGGCGCUGGGCCUGCAGCUGUGCACGUAUCUGGCGAACAAGGGCUGCCGCGUCUUUGCCGGCAUGAAGGAGGCGCGCGAUUCGCUGCCCGCCAAACUGCUCUGCGGCUGGAUGAAGAUACGGGAGUAUAGCGAGGAGCCCAUCAGUGGCACGAUUAUACCCAUGCGGCUGGACGUCACCCGGGAGGAUGUGCUGCGCGAGGCGACCAUUGCGAUGGGCGCCCACCUGAAUGCGAACGAGCGCGGCAUUGCGGCGGUCAUCAACACCAGCGGCAGCGUGUACCGCGGACGCGUCGAGUCCCAGGAUGGGCAGCAGUGGGAGCAGAUGCUGAAGACGAACAUUCUGGGCACGCUGCGCGUGGCCAAGGCCUUUGUGGGCCUGCUGCGGCCGACACGCGGCCGCCUCCUCUACCUGGGCGGCAGCAGUGCCGGGGGCAGCAUGGGCGGCGAUGGCCUCGUCGCAUUCAAUGCAUCACGCGUCGCCGUCGAAAAGUGUGCCGAGGAGCUGCGCAAGGAGCUGCAGCCAUAUGGCGUCAGCAUCGUUGCCCUGGACACCUGCGGCAUGACCGCCGAGUCGCUCUACAAGGCGCCCGUGGCGCAGACCAUGUCGCAGUGCCCGGGCGCACCCACACAGUACACGGCCGAUGUGCUCAGCUCCAGCGCCUUGCAGAUGAUCGAGCGAGCGCUCUGGGAUUAUGUGCCGCAGCAGCGUUACGCGCUGCUCUCCCAUAACAAGUAUCAAUUCACGUUGCCAUGCCGCUCCUCGCUGCGUCUACAUCGAGCCAGCAGUGAGGCCGCCACGCAGUCCGUCUAGACAGAUGAGGAGACAGAGUUAAAGAGAGAGCGAAUAAAACAGAGAGAGAGAGAGAGGAGAGGGAGGACGAUUUGAUGGAGCUACAGAUGUGUCAAUUUGGGCAUGGAUCGCAGCUUAUACAUAUACUUAUGCAAUACUUUUUCUGUACAUACGUAUAAAAUACACACACACACAGCAGCUACACACACACACACCAAUACACAC
This is a messenger RNA of Drosophila navojoa, 1207 nucleotides long. Its product is annotated as D-beta-hydroxybutyrate dehydrogenase, mitochondrial. Gene Ontology annotation, molecular function: oxidoreductase activity. The record is from RefSeq and is a predicted model, not a curated record. Gene Ontology annotation, cellular component: intracellular membrane-bounded organelle. Gene Ontology annotation, biological process: steroid metabolic process. NCBI's taxonomy places the organism in Eukaryota, Metazoa, Arthropoda, Insecta, Diptera, Drosophilidae.